Molecule: messenger RNA, 1129 nt
Organism: Nilaparvata lugens (brown planthopper)
Lineage: Eukaryota; Metazoa; Arthropoda; Insecta; Hemiptera; Delphacidae
Exons: 5
Source: RefSeq, a predicted model, not a curated record
AUGGGGCCGCUGAGAAGACACCAGAUUGGCGGGUUUACUGGCCAGGAACCCGUCUACAUAAACCGCAGCCUCACGUCUGGCAGAAGGAAACUACUCGGCUUGGCUCGUCAGCUGAAGAGAGACGGCAAAAUCAAAGAUGUUUGGGUCGACCAGGUGGCAUUCCAUGCAAUUUCAGAGCAGAAGGAAAAAUUGGAGGUGAAGGCCAUAAUGAUUGCUGAUGGAGACAGCAGUGUCUACAAUAGCAUUGUUGAAGCUAGACCUUACCAAAAUCUGACGGUAAAGAAAAUUGAGUGCCGCAACCACAUGCUGCGCAACUAUUGUAACAAGUUGAAGGAUGUUGUUACCACCAGUUUGCAUAAGGAUCUGUCCAAAGAGGAUAGAGGACUACAUUUGAAAAUGCGUAGGGUACUAGGAGGUCGCAUUAUGAGGCUGCGGACAGCAGUCACAAAAGCUAUCCAACAUAGAAAAGUUGAAGAAGGAGAAAUAAAUGAAAAGGCUGAAAAACUAAGGCUAGACAUAGUGAACGGACCCAGUCAUGUCUUUGGUGAGCAUCUUCACUGCAAAAGUCGAGGAUAUUUUUGCAACGGUCCAAAAGAAAAUGAAACUAAUUAUAUUCCAGAGAUGAAAGCAAGUGGAGUGUUAUAUAAAAUCAUGGAAGCUGUCAAUGUUCUAGCUGACCAUAGCAGCCACCUCAUUUACGACGUUGAUAGCAACAUGGUCGAACACUACAACGCAGUUGUGGCGAGAUUUACGGGAGGAAAAAGAAUCAAUUACAUCCAAAAAGGCUCAUACAGGAUGGGAUGCGCUGCUGCUGUGGUCAGCCACAACACCAACCAGCCGUUCUAUAAGCUGCAUAAAACCAUGUACAAAAGCAGCCCUGGCCUUUACGCCAAACAAUUUGAGGCCAGACAUAUGGCAAGCUUAGCGAAAAGGGCAGAGAGGAAUAGAAUGAAGCCCCGAAUCAGACGUUGUUUGAAUUUCACGUCCAAAGUGGGUGAUAGCAAUUAUGGACCCAUGGCGAAAAAACCCGAUAUGGAGGAUGAUCUGUACCAGAGAAAACUACAGGAACACAUGCAGACUCUUCAGAAGACAAUGCAAGAAAUUCAAGAAAUCGAACAAAAUACAAGAG